Messenger RNA from Aspergillus versicolor CBS 583.65, 1730 nucleotides. Its product is annotated as 5'/3'-nucleotidase SurE. The transcript is spliced from 3 exons. Gene Ontology annotation, molecular function: hydrolase activity. Gene Ontology annotation, cellular component: P-body. Bases 280 to 1329 code for a protein of 349 amino acids. NCBI's taxonomy places the organism in Eukaryota, Fungi, Ascomycota, Eurotiomycetes, Eurotiales, Aspergillaceae. The record is from RefSeq and is a predicted model, not a curated record.
AGUUUUGAGGCGGAAAUCGCCUCUCGGGGGCUGUUUUCGGUUGAAAACGGCGACGAGAGGCCUCAAUCCUUAACCGUCGAGAUAAGCUAUAAAUAUAAUAUUGGUAACCAUUUCCAAAGUUAUCGUUCUUUGAAAGCUUUCGCAAAUUCACCUCUCUAUUGAGGUCGAUCAAAACUAUAUUGAUCGUUUUAACCUCGCUGUAAUCGCAACGUACUCAAUUCCACCCGCCGCCAACCGCGCUAAGUAUUAUUGAACCCUCCAUCGGAAGAGGCACCUGUGAUGCAUAUAUUGCUCGUCAACGACGACGGCCCGCCAUCGCGGCGAUUGUCCCCUUAUGUCCGGCCCCUCGUCGAGGCCCUCCAAGGCGCAGGCCAUCUAGUGUCUGUAGCCAUUCCCGCAGCAUCGCGCUCCUGGAUCGGCAAAGCCCAUCUCAUCGAAGCCUCGCUGAAAGCAACAUACGUGCCCCCAGACGCCUUCCGCAACGACGGCACCUGGGACGAAACAUACACCACCCCCACCCCAUCAGAAAGCGAAGCCGAAGCCAAAGCCGAAACAGAAUGGGUCGUCAUCACAAACGGCACCCCAGCUAGCUGCGUCCAGCUCGGCCUCUUCAACCUCUUUACAGACAGACCACCCAUCGACCUCGUCAUCUCAGGCCCCAAUCACGGCCGCAACGCCUCAACCAUCUACAACCUCUCGUCCGGCACCGUCGGCGGUGCCCUCGAGGCAGCCACCUGCGGGAAACGCGGAAUCGCCAUCUCCUUCGGCAGCAAGGACGAGCAGCCAUUAGAUAUCAUCGAAGCGGCGGCAAGACUCGCCGUGCGCAUCGUGCACCAUCUCUACGAGAACUGGGACGACCGGGUUGAAUUGUAUAACCUCAAUAUCCCCAUGCGUAUUGACGUGGAGACGAGACCAGUACUCUAUACUCGCACCCUGCCGUACUACUGGUCGCGUGGGUACCUGUACGCUGAAAUCAACGCGGAUAAGGCGCCUCCUGUCCUGACGAACGGCGUCGCGAACGGGACACACGGCACUCAGAACGGAGAAACAGAUAUAAAUCAAAAACUCACUAAUGGAGCUGGCAAUGGUGUCAUAACGAACGGCACUACCCCCACAAAGCCCACCUCGGCCUCAACCUCAACAUCAACUUCACAGCUCAAAUCGCGCGACUUCAAAUGGUCCGCGGAGCUAACAGAUAUGAAGAAAGCGCUUCAAGCCAGCGAAGAAGGCACAGAUGCGCAUACUGUCUUGAACGGAAGCACCAGUGUCACGCCCCUCUGUGCUAAUUUCUGGUACGUCCCGGGGUUAGAGGGGCCAUUGCAUCUUUGAGUUGAUUUUGGUGGAUGGGGCGAUGAAUCUCACGCGAAACACAAUUAGAUCGGUAAUAUAGUAUAGAUACUUACUAGAAUGAUACCCGCAACGGUUUUCGAUUUCGUCAUGGUUUCCUGGUCUUUAUGGGUGGUUAACCUAACCACUAAGUGCCUACCUCGUGAUGCAAGAAGGGAUAUGUACUGUAGUACCUACUUCGUUGAGGGCGAUCGAAAUAUGUUCUCUGGGCUGGCUUGGACUUGUUUGUUUGUGAAUGUUUGGAAUUUGCGACAUUAAGCUUUCGUGACCCUUUAGAGUUCUAUGUGGCAUAUAAAGUUCUAUCUUCGCAAAUAAGAUCCGUCUUACCACGAGGAAACAGUGAAACAUGGGAUAUGAAGAUGACUGGUGUAUCACUAACAACU